CCCCCCCUUCUCCGCCGCGGGCCGUCGGGCCGCCGGCGCCUCCCCGGCCUGAUGCGAGCGGGCGGGAGGCGUCCGGCGCCGCCCUGCCGGGUUCUCUCUCCCCCUGUUCUUUCCCCCCGCGGCCCCCUGUUCUGAUCCUCCGGGCGGCGAGGCUGCGCUGCGGGAGGUGACGCCCCGCUCUCCCGCCCGGGCCAUGCGGAACGCGGCUCCCGGCGGCCCGGCGAGGGGCGGCAGGCGCUGAGCGCGGGCGGCGGCGAUGCCGCUGCCGGGGGGCGGUGGGGCCGCGGCCGCCGCCAGGCUCCCCGCGUCCGGCGAAGCGGCGGCGGCGGCGGCGCGGGAGGAGGAGAAGGAGGAGGAGGAGGAGGAGGACCUGCGCGACGGCGGCGUGCCGUUCUUCGUCAACCGCGGCGGGCUGCCGGUGGACGAGCCCACCUGGGAGCGGAUGUGGCGGCAUGUGGCCAGGAUCCACCCCGACGGGGAGCGGGUGGCGGAGCGCAUCCGCGGCGCCGCAGAUCUGCCCAAGAUUCCCAUACCAAGUGUGCCUGCGUUCCAGCCAUCCACCCCCAUCCCUGAGCGCCUGGAAGCCGUACAGCGCUACAUCAGGGAGCUUCAGUACAAUCACACUGGGACACAAUUCUUUGAGAUUAAGAAGAGCAGACCUCUGACUGGGCUGAUGGAUCUGGCCAAAGAAAUGACCAAAGAGGCCCUGCCAAUCAAAUGCCUGGAAGCUGUGAUCCUGGGAAUUUACCUCACCAACAACAUGACUACGCUGGACCGUUUCCCCAUCAGCUUCAAAACCCACUUCUCAGGGAACUACUUCCGACACAUCGUGCUGGGGGUGAACUUCGGAGGCCGCUAUGGGGCACUGGGCAUCAGCCGACGCGAAGAGCUCAUGUACAAAGCGCCCGUCUUCCGCACACUGAGUGAACUCAUUUUUGACUUCGAGGAGGCGUAUCGCCGCUGCUGGCACACGCUCAAAAAGGUGAAGCUGGGGCACUGUGUAUCCCAUGACCCACACAGUGUGGAGCAGAUUGAGUGGAAGCAUUCCAUCCUGGAUCUAGACAAGCUGAGCCGGGAAGACUUCCGCAAAGAGCUUGAGAGACACGCCCGUGACAUGAGGCUCAAGAUUGGCAAAGGAACAGGGCCACCGUCUCCCACCAAGGACAGAAAGAAAGAUGUUUCCUCCCCACAAAGAGGUCAGGCCAGUCCUCAUCGCCGCAACAGCCGUGGGGACCGACGGCCAUCUGGUGAGAAGAAGCCUGCUGACUCCAAAGCCAUGCCAGAUCUCAAUGGGUACCAAAUCCGGGUGUGAAAAGGCUCUACAGACUUCUUGCUGGCCACAGCUGGGACCUGGAUCCACUUGCUGCAAUUCUGACAAAGGGGAAAGGGGAGCGGGAAUGGAACAGAGUGCUGGUCUUACAGGUACCUUCUAGUGGGACAGUCCCAGAACUGGAUCCCAUAGGUCCCAAAGGGUUCACCUGCCUGUUUCUGGAAGAGGUGUCCAUCUUAACUCACUGAAAUAAGUAUUUUUUUAAAAAGAAAUAAAAAGUUCGGUACAUC
This is a messenger RNA of Lagopus muta (rock ptarmigan), 1560 nucleotides long. RefSeq names its product vasohibin 1 (gene VASH1). Gene Ontology annotation, cellular component: cytoplasm. The transcript has 7 exons. Gene Ontology annotation, biological process: regulation of angiogenesis. The record is from RefSeq and is a predicted model, not a curated record. The coding region runs from base 257 to 1312 and encodes 351 amino acids. Lineage: Eukaryota; Metazoa; Chordata; Aves; Galliformes; Phasianidae.